Messenger RNA from Jaculus jaculus (lesser Egyptian jerboa), 7803 nucleotides. RefSeq names its product xenotropic and polytropic retrovirus receptor 1 (gene Xpr1). Gene Ontology annotation, biological process: phosphate ion transport; cellular response to phosphate starvation. The transcript has 15 exons. Gene Ontology annotation, molecular function: inositol hexakisphosphate binding. The coding region runs from base 121 to 2211 and encodes 696 amino acids. Lineage: Eukaryota; Metazoa; Chordata; Mammalia; Rodentia; Dipodidae. Gene Ontology annotation, cellular component: cytoplasm; Golgi apparatus; plasma membrane. The record is from RefSeq and is a predicted model, not a curated record.
GAGAGAAGCGCAGCGCCGCGCCGGGGCCCAUGUGGGGAGGAGUCGGAGUCGCUGUUGCCGCCGCCGCCGCCGCCGCCUGUAGCUGCUGGAGCCGGGUGGGAGUGAGGGGGAAACGGCAGGAUGAAGUUCGCCGAGCACCUCUCCGCGCACAUCACUCCCGAGUGGAGGAAGCAAUACAUCCAGUAUGAGGCUUUCAAGGAUAUGCUAUAUUCAGCUCAGGACCAGGCACCCUCUGUGGAAGUUACAGAUGAGGACACAGUAAAGAGGUAUUUUGCCAAGUUUGAAGAAAAAUUUUUCCAAACCUGUGAAAAAGAACUUGCCAAAAUCAACACAUUUUAUUCAGAGAAGCUGGCAGAGGCUCAGCGCAGGUUUGCUACCCUUCAGAAUGAGCUUCAGUCAUCACUGGAUGCACAGAAAGAAACUACUGGUGUUACUACGUUGCGACAACGCAGAAAGCCAGUCUUCCACCUAUCCCAUGAGGAACGUGUUCAGCAUAGGAAUAUUAAAGACCUAAAACUGGCCUUCAGUGAGUUCUACCUCAGUCUUAUCCUGCUGCAGAACUAUCAGAAUCUGAAUUUUACAGGGUUUCGGAAAAUCCUUAAAAAGCAUGACAAGAUACUGGAAACAUCUCGUGGAGCAGAUUGGCGAGUGGCUCAUGUGGAAGUGGCCCCAUUUUAUACAUGCAAGAAAAUCAACCAGCUUAUCUCUGAAACCGAGGCGGUAGUAACCAAUGAACUUGAAGAUGGUGACAGACAAAAGGCCAUGAAGCGUUUGCGUGUCCCCCCUUUGGGAGCUGCUCAGCCUGCACCAGCAUGGACAACUUUCAGAGUUGGUCUGUUUUGUGGCAUAUUCAUUGUACUGAAUAUUACUCUUGUGAUUGCAGCUGUAUUUAAACUUGAAACAGAUAGAAGCAUAUGGCCCUUGAUAAGAAUCUAUCGGGGCGGCUUUCUUCUGAUUGAAUUCCUCUUUCUCCUGGGCAUCAACACUUAUGGUUGGAGACAGGCUGGAGUAAAUCAUGUGCUCAUCUUCGAACUUAACCCAAGAAGCAAUUUGUCUCAUCAACAUCUCUUUGAGAUUGCUGGAUUCCUGGGGAUACUGUGGUGCCUAAGCCUCCUGGCAUGCUUCUUUGCUCCAGUUAGUGUCAUCCCCACAUAUGUGUAUCCACUUGCCCUUUAUGGAUUUAUGUUCUUCUUUCUUAUUAAUCCCACCAAAACUUUCUAUUAUAAAUCACGGUUUUGGCUGCUUAAACUUCUGUUUCGAGUAUUUACGGCUCCCUUCCAUAAGGUAGGCUUUGCUGACUUCUGGCUGGCCGAUCAGCUAAACAGCCUGUCAGUGAUACUAAUGGACCUGGAAUAUAUGAUCUGCUUCUACAUUUUUGAGCACAAAUGGAAUGAAAGUAAGGGCCUGUUGCCAAAUGACCCAAAAGAAGGAGAACUUUGCCACAGUUACUCAUACGGUGUCCGAGCAGUUGUGCAGUGCAUUCCUGCUUGGCUUCGUUUUAUCCAGUGCCUGCGCCGAUACCGCGACACAAGAAGGGCCUUUCCUCACUUGGUAAAUGCUGGCAAAUACUCCACAACUUUCUUCACGGUGACAUUUUCAGCCUUGUACAGCACUCACAAAGAACGAGCGCACUCUGAUACAAUGGUGUUCUUUUACUUGUGGAUUGUCUUCAGUGUCAUCAGCUCCUGUUACACCCUCAUUUGGGACCUAAAGAUGGACUGGGGUCUCUUUGACAAGAAUGCAGGAGAAAACACUUUCCUUCGGGAAGAAAUUGUAUACCCUCAAAAAGCCUACUACUACUGUGCCAUCAUCGAAGAUGUGAUACUGCGCUUUGCUUGGACCAUCCAGAUCUCAGUUACCUCUACCACUUCCUUGCCUCAUGUUGGGGACAUCAUUUCUACUGUCCUUGCUCCCCUUGAGGUUUUCCGGCGAUUUGUGUGGAACUUCUUCCGGCUGGAGAAUGAACAUCUAAAUAACUGUGGUGAAUUCCGUGCUGUGCGGGACAUCUCUGUGGCUCCCCUAAAUGCAGAUGACCAGACACUCCUAGAACAGAUGAUGGACCAGGAAGAUGGGGUACGAAACCGCCAGAAGAAUCGGUCAUGGAAGUACAACCAUAGCAUAUCCUUGCGCCGGCCUCGUGUUGCUUCUCAAUCCAAGGCUCGUGACACUAAGGUACUUAUAGAAGACACGGAUGAUGAAGCUAACACUUGAUUCCCUGAAGUCUAGAUUAACAUCCUUGGUUUCCUACUCUGCGAUUCUUUCCUCGACCAACGCAACCUCCAGUACCUUUUCCAGCUGAAAACAGGAGAAAACACAUAACACAUUUCCGAGCUCUUCCAGAUCGGAUCCUAUGGACUCCAAACAAGCUCACUGUGUUUCUUUUCUUUUCUUCUGGUUUAAUCUUAAUUUUCUAUUUUUAAAACAAAUACUUCAUUUUGCCAAUCAGAGGAUAUUUUAAAGAACAAAAACAUAAUAUCUAAAGGAUUGUUUACAAUCACAAAGACACAGACACCUAUCAGAAUGAAAAGCAAGCGCUGAAAGGACCUCUGAUGGGACGGUAUAUGACUCAGCUUCCGCUUGGCCCGGUUUUGACUGGUUGAAACCGGACAUUGUUUUUUAAAUUUUUUGUCAGCUUAUGUGGAGAAUUUUUUUCCUUCAUGCCCAGCGCAAAGGCACUGGCAGCACUUGCAGGAAAAGUGCAACUUAGAGCAGUACCUUCAUUCAUGAAGCUGCUUUUUAAUUUGAUGUAACUUUUCUUAUUUUGGGGAGGGUUUCCGGGUGGGUGGGAGAUACGAUGUAUUUGUUACAUAUAGUUUUCUCAUUAUUUAUGAAAUUUAACCAUCAAAGAAUAUUACUCCUAUAUAAUGAAGGUGGUAACAGUGAAAGAAGAUAGGAGAAACCAAUGUUGUAUGGCAUUUCUGAGGGUCAGUCCCAUGUACCUGUUUUAGGAGGCAACUUAUUUCAGUUUGACCUUUCCUCCUCUUUCUUUUAAUUUUAUGCCAAAGUUUUAUUGCUAAAUUUGAAAUUGCUGCUGCUUUAGAGACCUCAGCAUCUCUCUCAAAAUACAACAUAACCCACAUACCCUGAACCACCAAUUGAAGUUCACAUAUGAGGGUUUAAUAUUUCUUUUUCUCAUUUUUAGGGACAGAUGUGGAGUUUAUUUCUCCAUACUCCAUUCACAGCUAAAGCUCUGCCUUAUGCUUCAACAUGUCGGGAAAUUGUAGUAUAAUCCUAACUAACUCUGAAUUGAAAGAGCUAUUUUAGAGAUACUUCACACUUAGACUAGUAGUUUUUCCUUUUUAGCCAGAAUUUGAUCAAAUUAAAAGACCAUUGUAAGCCGGGCGUGGUGGUGCAUGCCUUUAAUCCCAGCACUCAGGAGGCAGAGGUAGGAGGAUUGCCUUGAGUUUGAGGCCACCCUGAGACUACAGACUACAUGGUGAAUUCCAGGUCAGCCUGGGUGAGAGUGAAACCCUACCUCAAAAAAAAAAAAAGUCCAAUAUGAGGAACCAUAUUUUGGGGCAUGUAGAACAAAUCCUUUCCCCUCCAUAUUACAUUGCCCCAAAGACCUUGGCAGCCAUUUCUAAACCAGUAUUAGAAAAUGAACACUGUCUCUUGUGCUCUCUCAUAAUAGACACCUGAUUUUAAAUUGGUGGGGGUUGAGGCCUUUAAGUCUGGUCAUACAUCAAAAAUAUUUUUCUUAGAAGUCCCAGGCUGUUACGGUAUAUAGACAAUGUCCAUUUCACUUCUUUGUCUCAUUCCUUUUCUUCUAAGUUCUCUAGACAAGCCUAAAAACCAUACAUACAGCAUUUAACUUUUAUGAAUAUGGCUGACAUUCACUCAAGCAUUUCAGGGCGAGGGUGUGCUCAGUGGAAGUAGUGUUUGCCUAGCAUUCUCAUGACUCUGGGUUUAGUGUCCAGCACUAACAAAAUUAAUGUAAAUACCAAGAAAAAAGAGUUAAAGUUGUUCAGUCCCCCCCCCCAAGAAAUUUUGAUGGAAGCUGCAGAGUCAGUACCAUCAGAUUCAUGAAAAGUAAAUUCACUUCUGUCAUUUUAGCUCAAUUUUAGACAAAAGAGCAGCUAAAAAGGCAGCUGUUAACACUUACUUUGUCAUAAAAAUAUGAUUCUCCUCUUAAUUUACCCUCUUGUCACUGGAUCUUUUCUAGUAUAUCACAACCUUUGCUCAUUAAAGUUACUGUCACUACCAAAAUUCUACCAAAAGGAGCUUCUUUCAUCUUUAUUUUGACAAGUUUCCAGUUUUCCCUUUCUGAAUCAAUUUUUUUUAAUUAUUAUUAUUCUGAAUGGGCAUUCAGUGUUGUAGCUUCUGUUCCUUUUUGUAUUUUGCCAGGCAUGUCCCUCAAGUCCCUGGUCCCAAAACUAAAGAGAAAAUAUUUUCUUAAAAAAAAAAAACUUAAAUAAAUUCUGUCACUUAUAGUAAUCAGUGGUAACAAUCUAGUGAGCCUUGGCAAAUUAAAGGAUGAAUUAUUUCUACUUUAGGAAUUUUUCCCUAGCUGUUCUGUCUUUUGUACUUUGCAAACUGUGGGGGAAGUUCACUGGCCUGUCAAGUGAUAGCAAUAGUUAUGACUGAGUAUAUGGAGAAGUCCAGUGACCAGCCAUGUCUUACACAAAUAAACCUGGUAGUACUGUGUACCUAGAGCUACUUAAAUUGUCAGCUUCAUCCUGCUAGGAAAUCUACGUGAUGACACCACAUCGUACAGCCAGCCUCCAGUGAUGUCACUUCCAUAUAUCAUGUGGCCAGUGUAGUCUGUCUCCACCUAUGGGAUUCUAGGCCCCAAUCAGUAUUAGCUAUAUAUAUAUAUAUAUAUAAAUAGAUAAUGCACUGAUAGAAUGUAUUCCUUUUCAGUUGUGUUUGUUCUAUGGGCAUGACUGCUCAAAAAUAAGAGUUAAAUAUUGUCAGCUUACCAUGACAGAAGCCCAAAUAUGUAUUUAAACAGUAAAGUUUUUCUUUUCUUUCAGCACUAAAAAGAGAUUUUUUUUUAAUCCAAAGAAUUUGGGAAACAAAAUACAAAUUAAGGCAGUGUGCAUUUUUCUCUCCUUAGUGUUAUGUGCCCCAGUCAUUUUGAAUAAAAUGUCCUACCUAAAAUUUUAUUAGAGAAUUCUACACACUGAAAAUGCUCAAUAGAGCUCUUAGAAAUAAAUAACAUUUUUAGAGUCUAGCCAAAAAUAAAACUUCAUUUGAUUUUAGCUUUAGAAACUCCAGUUUUAUUUUUAUUUGAGAACCGCAGUUUUUAAUAUCAGUUAAUAAAUUCCCCAAAAGAAUGAAGAGCCCUCAUUUUUUAUCCUAUAAUAGUAUGGAAAGCAUUGGUAUACAUAGAGUUGUUAGAGUAUUUGCUGUGCACAGAUGGCCUAUACUUUAAGCUGCCUACACCAUAACAGUGGAUAGGAGUGACUUCCUGUCAUACAGAGAGAAUAACAGGAUCAAAGGUUAAGUGAUCAUUGGUUGGGUUCUGUGGUCACUGUAAGAUUAGAAACAAGUUGUAAAUUUGCAGCUUUUCUUAGUACCUCAGUAGACUACUUAGCAAACUGCUUGAUUUCAGAUUCAGGAGGAGGAGUGUGAACGUGCUAGUAGCUCAGCAGAAACAUGUAUGAUCCUUUAGAGAAGGAGAGUGAGGCCCAAGCCCCAAGGACCCAUGACUUGAAUAUUCUCAAUGUGAGAUUUGUGCUAUUUUACCUUGUUAAUAUAUGGUGUCUUUCAACCAUUGGGCCUCAUUUCUAAACAGGUGAGCUAAAACAAGGUGUAAGAAUGGUGCUAAGUCAUUCAGGCAACAGAUUAAGACAUUUAGUUGAACAAUAAAAUAAUUUUGAAGAUAGCAGAGAGGAGACCUCAGCUGCAGGAGCUGAAGCAGAUGAGUGAGCUUGGGGACAUGCAGGUGAGGCCUUCCCGUCCCUUUCCCAGGGGUCAUCAUGGCACUAAUAAAGUGCUGCCUUUUUUUCCCCAUUACUUUGCAUUCCAAAAUUCAAUUCUCUAAUCAAUAACUACAAACAUUUCUCACUUUGCUAUCUAUGUCAUUCAAAACCCUUUGAUUCUCUGAAGUGAUUACACUAUUUCAUAUUUUUGUUCUUUUAACAGUUUAAUAAAAUUUGUCAAGCUUUCAGACAAAAAUCGACAUAGUUUCUUAGGCUAAAAAAUGAUUAUGUUAAAUUUAUGGUUCUUGCAACUACAAAAAUCAUGUUUUUCCCAAAUCUACUAAGUCAGUGUCACCACUGAUUAAACAAUAGAGGUUAUAGUUGACCUUUUGUAAAAGGUUCAUCUUUUUUCUGAUUGGUCUCAAUGUUUUGGGGAGGGUUAUUUGUCACCUGCUAAAUGGCAAAGAGAAAUUUAGGAUUUCUAAGUUAUGUAUACAUACAUUUCUCCAUUUCACAUACCAGCCUUGGUAGUAAAUCUUGAAAGCUCUGAACUUUAUCAUAUUUUAAGUUUCUACAACAUUAGAAUACAUAGUGAUGUGGGAUGGAGUUCAGUGGAUUUCAGUGAGAAUUUGACCUCUUCAGUGUUACAAAUCAACUCCACAGCAUUACCACACCUCCUCACCAAACCUGGAGAGUAAAAGCGUCUCAUUAGGCUUGGAGAGAUUGAGUUGAACAGCACAGGUCAGCCGGCUGACCGGACUGACUCGUGAUGGCUUUCUUAGAUAGUUGACAGACCUGAUAGUUGCCACUUAGAAACAACCCCCCGGAAGUGAUGGUAGAGAUGAGAGUUUCCCUGACAAGGAGGCACAGCAUACUAACUUCCAACUGAAGCAUACACAUUUCCUUACAGCAAACCUUUGGUCUACUUUAUUAUUCAAAUAAUGCCACCUUCUUUUUGUAUGGGGCCAUCUACAUCAGGAGGACAAUCAAAUAGCUUCUUGUUUGCCUUGGAAUCAGUGUGUCUGCUCCUACAGUCUCAUCUUGUAUACCUUUCAACUGCACUCCCACCAUAGUCUUUUCAUCUGCACCACCACAAGUAAGAGGACAGACCAUGGAACUUCUAGAAGAAUGUGGACUUCUAAGAAAGAGCAAGGAUCCCGGUUCACUUCACUGCCUUUUGAUGGUUAUCUCUGAAGUCCCUGCCUGCACUUCCCCAAUUGUCCAUAGCAACACAGCAUGGUGUGUGGAUAGGGAGAAAGAUUGUGAAAAUCCCUAAAGAGUAAUUGUUUGUGAUGUUGUUAUUCUUUUGAACUGUUAAGGUAAAAUUGUGAGCCACUCAUAUUUUGGUUGCAAAAAGAACAAAACUAAGCUUUAUUACAGUGUGAAGAUUAAUAUCGUGCUGUUUCCUGGAUUAGCGCUGAAGCUUGGAUCGACGAAGAGUAUUUAGGAGGGGAGUAGGGUGAGACAUUAUUUUUCUUUUCAAGCCCUCUCCCUCUACUUGUGUUUCCUUCACACACACCCCUCUCCACACUGUCAAUCAAAUGAUACUUCUCUAUGAAGCCCUGACUUAUAGUUGUCAAAGUGAUUAGUCCUCUGUGGGUGAUUCUCUCUCUUUUUUCUCCCUUGCUUUCUUUCCUUCUCCACUCUGGUAAAUGGAAAAGGUGAUGUCAAAGAAUCGAUGCUUGCUUGGACCCAUGUUGUACCUGUGACAAUGCUACUAGCUAUCUCCUUUCCUUCUUCUAUGGGUAGAAUUCUUAAGCCAUGUGGAGUUCCCUUCUGGAUUCGUAGGUUAAAUGCACAAUGUGGUACUGUUCUAUAGUUUCUAGGUGGUUGUAAAAAGCAAAAAGUUAAUGUGGUUAUGUGUUUUUAAAAGAAAACAAGUGAUUGGUUACAAAAUUCUGUCCUUUUUUCAUUAUUACAAGCUCUCUGUUUUUCAACA